GCCAUGAACACUCAACAGAUGGAGCAGAUGGGCCAGUUCAAGAUCACAGUCUGGGAGGAGGAGAACUUCCAGGGAAAGCGCUGUGAGUUCAUGCUGGAGUGCCAGAACAUCAUGGAGAGGGGCUUCAACAAGAUCCGCUCCAUCAAGGUUGAGAAUGGACCUUGGGUGGGUUAUGAGUACCCAGAGUUCCAGGGACAGCAGUUUAUCCUGGAGAAGGGAGACUACCCUCGCUACGAGGCCUGGAGUGGAAACAGCAGCUACAGAACCGAGCACAUGCUUUCCUUCAGACCUAUCAAGUGCGCUAACCACAGUGACAGCAAAGUGACCCUGUACGAGUGUGAGGACUUCCAGGGCCGUAAGUUUGAGAUGUGCGAUGACUACCCCUCCCUACAGGCCAUGGGCUGGUGCAGCAAGGAGGUGCCCUCUAUCAAAGUCAACUCGGGAGCCUGGGUGGCCUACCAGUUCCCUGGUUACCGUGGCUACCAGUACAUCCUGGAGAGAGACAGACACCAAGGCGAGUACAGAAACUACAAUGAGUACAGCACCCAGGCUCACACCAACCAGGUGCAGUCCAUUCGUAGGAUCCAGCACUAAGCCUUCCCUCUGCCUGCCUGACCCAACCUGAAAAAAAAGAAAAAACUCUUCCCAAACCCUCUCCUCAUCUUGAACCCUGGACAGACCGCUGUCACAGAACAAUAGAUGGACAAACUCUUUCUAUCACUCUGUGGCUCUGCAUGUAUGGAUAUCUAAGUACCUACUUCUACUACCAUGCUAAAGCAUGUUCUUGAAAUAGGAAAUAAAGGCUUUUCUUCAAAACUAGAGACUGUUUGUCGGUAUUCCUUUUAUUUUUUUUUUUAUAAUGAGGUUUAUCAACCCAGUUAAAUAAAUGAAAAUCUAAAUUACUAGCUAAAUUGAACUGUCAAUUAAUUUGUACCUCAUUUAUGAUGGUGAGUCAUACUACAGGUGCACAAACACUGCAAGAUCAGAGCCCAUAUUCUCUUUUAGCUCUAUGAAGUAGGCAGAGAUAGGUUUUGCUUUGUAUUUACUGAAAGGAAACA
This is a messenger RNA of Lates calcarifer (barramundi perch), 1058 nucleotides long. It is a transcript of the gene cryba2b, whose product is annotated as crystallin, beta A2b. The record is from RefSeq and is a predicted model, not a curated record. NCBI's taxonomy places the organism in Eukaryota, Metazoa, Chordata, Actinopteri, Centropomidae. The coding region runs from base 4 to 594 and encodes 196 amino acids. Gene Ontology annotation, biological process: lens development in camera-type eye; visual perception. The transcript has 4 exons. Gene Ontology annotation, molecular function: structural constituent of eye lens.